CACCAAGAACAAGUGCUUAAUGAUACAGUGGAUGGAAAAGAAAUCUACAACACAGUUCGUCGGAAAACAAAGGAUGCUUUUUAUAAAAACAUUGUCAAAAAAGGUUAUCUUCUGAAGAAAAGUAAAGGAAAGAGAUGGAAAAACUUGUACUUUAUAUUAGAGGGAAAUGAUGCCCAGCUUAUUUAUUUUGAAAGUGAAAAACGAGCCACAAAACCCAAAGGACUAAUAGACCUUAGCGUGUGUUCCGUCUACGGAGUGCAUGACAGUUUGUUUGGCAGGCCAAACUGUUUUCAGAUAGUAGUUCAGCACUUUAGUGAAGAGCAUUACAUCUUUUACUUUGCAGGCGAAACUCCAGAACAAGCACAGGACUGGAUGAAAGCUCUGCAGAUGUUUUGCAGUUUAAGAAAAACCAGUCCAGGAACAUCAAAUAAACGCCUACGUCAGGUCAGCAGUCUAAUUUUGCACGUAGAAGAAGCUCACACGCUCCCAGUAAAGCAUUUUACUAAUCCAUAUUGUAACAUCUACCUGAACAGUGUCCAGGUAGCAAAAACACACAUCAGGGAAGGGCAGAACCCUGUGUGGUCUGAAGAAUUUGUGUUUGAUGAUCUUUCAUCUGAUAUUAAUAGAUUUGAGAUAAGUCUUAGUAACAAAACAAAGAAAAGCAAAGAUCCAGAUAUAUUGUUUAUGCGUUGCCAGUUAAGCCGAUUACAAAAAGGACAUGCAACUGAUGAGUGGUUUCAGCUCAGUUCCCAUGUGCCAUUAAAGGGUAUUGAGCCAGGAUCAUUGCGUGUUCGAGCACGAUAUUCCAUGGAGAAGAUCAUGCCAGAGGAGGAGUACAAUGAGUUCAAAGAGCUUGUUCUCCAGAAAGAACUUCAUGUAGUCUAUGCCUUAUCCCAUGUUUGUGGACAGGAUAGAACACUGGUGGCUGGCAUUUUACUGAAGAUUUUUCUUCAUGAAAGGCUUGAGUCCUUGUUGUUAAGAACACUAAAUGACAGGGAGAUCAGCAUGGAAGAUGAAGCUACUACCUUGUUUCGUGCAACCACUUUAGCAAGUACACUUAUGGAGCAGUAUAUGAAAGCCACAGCAACAAGUUUUGUUCACCACGCACUGAAAGACUCUAUAUUAAAGAUAAUGGAGAGCAAGCAGUCCUGUGAGUUAAAUCCUUCCAAGUUAGAAAAGAAUGAAGAUGUGAACACUAAUUUGGCACAUCUACUCAGCAUACUUUCAGAAUUGGUUGAGAAAAUAUUCAUGGCUGCAGAGAUACUGCCACCGACAUUGAGAUAUAUUUAUGGGUGCCUACAGAAGUCUGUCCAAAACAAGUGGCCAGCUAAUACCACCAUGAGAACCAGAGUUGUUAGUGGCUUUGUUUUUCUUCGACUGAUUUGUCCUGCUAUCCUGAACCCAAGGAUGUUUAAUAUCAUCUCAGAUUCUCCUUCCCCCACUGCUGCAAGAACGCUGACGCUGGUCGCCAAGUCUGUGCAGAAUUUAGCAAAUCUGGUUGAAUUUGGAGCUAAG
This is a messenger RNA of Eurypyga helias (sunbittern), 1515 nucleotides long. Its product is annotated as ras GTPase-activating protein 1. The record is from RefSeq and is a predicted model, not a curated record. The annotation marks the transcript as partial. Gene Ontology annotation, biological process: regulation of GTPase activity. The transcript is spliced from 13 exons. NCBI's taxonomy places the organism in Eukaryota, Metazoa, Chordata, Aves, Eurypygiformes, Eurypygidae.